Messenger RNA from Alosa sapidissima (American shad), 1821 nucleotides. Its product is annotated as cytochrome b5. Bases 87 to 563 code for a protein of 158 amino acids. The transcript has 5 exons. The record is from RefSeq and is a predicted model, not a curated record. NCBI's taxonomy places the organism in Eukaryota, Metazoa, Chordata, Actinopteri, Clupeiformes, Clupeidae. Gene Ontology annotation, cellular component: intracellular membrane-bounded organelle; membrane. Gene Ontology annotation, molecular function: heme binding.
CAUUUACAUUGUGUUGUUAACUGAAAACUCAACAGUAGUUUAAAUUCAUUCAAAGGCUGAAAGAUAGCAAAUAACUCGGACGAACAAUGGGAGAGGAAGUCGACUCUAUUAUGAAUACAGAAGAUACCCUCACUCAUAAGGAAAAUGGAGAUGGGGACACGCCAGAAAGCAAUGUGAAAUACUACACACUCGAGGAAAUCCAAGCUCAUAAUCUCAGCAGGGACACUUGGCUCAUCAUUCACGAUAAAGUGUAUGAUAUUACGAGUUUCCUGGAAGAGCACCCGGGCGGUGAGGAGGUGUUACUGGAGCAGGCUGGAUCAGACGCAACUGAAAGCUUCGAAGAUGUUGGUCAUUCCACAGACGCCAGGGAGAUGCUGGAGCAGUAUUAUGUUGGAGAGGUUCACAUGAAAGACCGUAAGAAAGAAGCGAAAAAGGACGUCUAUAUAUCAACUUCAAAUGAUUCUGGCAGUGCUUCCUGGACCACUUGGCUUAUCCCUGCAGUUGCAGCAGCUGUUGUUGGGGUCAUGUAUCGCUUCUACCUUAUGGAACACAAGUCGUCUUGAUCCUUUCCCUUUGAAGAUCCUUCAGACCUUUCUCUCAUUUGACCGGAGGCCUUAAUAAUGUAUUUGACUAAAUCCGCCUCAUGGUCAAGUUGAAUGCACAGACACAUUCAAUGGAGCCCUUGAAUUCAAUGACAACCAGUUUUUCGUUCUACAGAAGAGGAGACCCAUUUGAGUGCUCUCCUCCUUUUUUGUAAGACUCUGCUCUUUCCUGAACAAGUGAUGGCUUGUUGUGUCACAAUGGUUCUAUUUGUUUGUCCUCGGUCCUGUUUCUGAUUUCUUAUGGCUGAUAUUCUAUCAAUUAGUAAUAACUGUGAGAUGAUCUCAUGUAAAAAAAAAAAAAAAAAAACAUAAUGGUGUCUAAAUGUUCUAAACAGAAUACAUUUUUAGAAUUGUCUGUUAUACCUGGUGUCGUCAUGAGAUCUGAAAAUGAUGUGGGUGUACUAGCUGAUGAGGAUGAAAGCAAGAAACAUAGCAACAUAUUUUUUAUAACAGCGGUGUGAGGUUUGAUGUUAAAUGUAUCUAAGGUCUUCAGCUUUUCUUAUGCAUUGCUGCUAGCUUGCCGAUGGAAAAAUGGGGGAUUGCCUUAGUUUUAACCUAACGUGAUCCUCUCAUCAACUAAAUCAAAUGUUCUGUUAAGAAUUAUAGAUGAGAAGGAGUUAAGAAUUGUUGGAUAUUUUAAAUGGACCAAAUUGCCUGAUUUACAGAUUGGUCCAUAGUGGGUCUCCAAAAGCAUGUUUCUUCUCAAUAGGUUAGCAUGCUGAUUCAAAGUUUUCACAGAUUUUACACUGGUGUGCUUUCUAACAGGAUAAACUAGGCAUUGGUUUAUACAUUCUUCUUGGGUAAAUAGUUUGUGUUGUGUUGUCUACGUAAUAAUCUCUUGCUCCAAACCUAUUUUCUUAUUUUUACAUAUGCAUAUACUGAAGUAUACUACUACAAUCAUCUGUAAUUUAUUUGUUCAAACAUUUAUAAGAAACAUAUUCGGGUAGUGAGAAUUUGAGCUUGUAACCCAUAAUACUUGAAAUUGCACAGCGUAUAUAUUUAUGUUAUGCCCAUACCUACAUGUUUAGUUUAUUUCUAUGCAUUAAUGACAUACAACUUAUGCUCUUGAAGAUAUGUGCCCCAUCAGGAGACUGGUUUUGUUAUUUGGUCUGUAUUUUAACAUACAGAAUCCUGAUGAAAUGGGAAAGCAAAAUUUACACCAUGUGGUCUGAUAAGAGUGUCCUUUAUUAAACCCUAAGUCCUCUUUAGAGGUCUUCUA